This is a messenger RNA of Camellia sinensis, 2610 nucleotides long. Lineage: Eukaryota; Viridiplantae; Streptophyta; Magnoliopsida; Ericales; Theaceae. The record is from RefSeq and is a predicted model, not a curated record.
AUGACUCAGAACUGCAGGGCACUGAAGCAACACUUGGAAGACCUGGUGGCAGCUAGACACCUAAGGGAAUACAUUGAUCAGGAUAAGGAAGUGGCCGAGCUGGGGAACCCACCUCUAGAAGUAAAUAUUGAGCAUCCACCCUGGCUGAUAAUAAAUGUGAUCCAUGGGACAGCGGCUCAGGAAUCUAAGGAGGCACUGAAGGAAGAGAUCGCUAAGGCUACGCAAAUUCAACGAAUCAUGUCAGUGGAGCCGGCAUCGAAAAAGGUGCGUACAGUACCUGAAUCUCCCUUGUGCACUGUUUCAUUUACUAGCAAAGAUUUAGAAGGCAUACAACACCCACAUACUGAUGCAUUGAUUAUAACUGUUGGGAUUAGGAAACGAUUUGAUGUAAAACAUGUCCUAGUAGAUCAGGGCAGUGCGGCAGACAUACUAUAUUAUGAUUUGUUCAGAAAGCUCGGCCUCUCCGAGCAGCAUCUCACCCCAGCGGUAGCCCCGUUGGUCGGUUUCAAUUCACAGCCGAAAUGGCCGCUCGGCAUAAUAGUAUUGCCAGUCAUAGCGGGGACAAAAACCCUCCAGAUAGAGUUCUUGGUUAUUAAUACACCAUCCCCUUAUAACGCCAUACUUGGCCGUCCGUGGAUUCAUCGAAUGGAAGCAGUCCCUUCAACCUAUCACCAGCUCAUCUGUUUCCCAAUGGAACACGGAGUAGAGCAGAUCUCAGGGGAUCAAGUUGCGUCCAAACAUUGUUUCAUGGCAGCAUUAAAGGCAAAACAGCUCUGCAAUCGGGUACAGACGGUAGAAGUGGCCGGACAGCUAGUCUUGGAAGAUGUAGGGGGAACUCCAGAGGAAAACAUGGUAGAGGAUUUGGAGAAAGUCUUGGUAAAAGAAGAUGACCCUGAAAAGUACUUCCUUAUCGGGUUGGGCCCAGAAUUUGCUUGCCACAAGCUCAACAUCAAUCCUUCAGCUCGGCCCAUUGUACAGAAAAGUCAGAGAUCCUCAAUUGAGCACACUGAAGCAGUAAUUACCGCAGUCGAAAAACUCCUGGCCUCGGGAGCAAUCAGAGAAGUUCAGUACCCGCAAUGGCUGUCUAACACAGUUGUAGUCAAGAAGAAGAAUGGAAAAUGGAGAGUUUGUGUCGAUUUCACUUGCUUGAACAAAGCCUGCCCUAAAGAUAGUUUUCCGCUGCCUCGCAUUGAUCAACUAGUAGACUCAACAGCAGGGCAUGAGCGCAUGAGCUUUUUGGAUGCUUAUAGCGGUUAUCAUCAAAUACCACUGUUCGGUCCGGAUCAAGAAAAGACAGCAUUUAUCACUCCGAGAGGGACUUACUACUACAGAGUAAUACCGUUCGGCCUCAAGAACGCCGGGGCGACCUACCAGCGAAUGAUCACUCGGAUGUUCAAAGACCAACUGGGGAAAACCAUGGAAGCCUAUAUAGACGAUAUGGUAGUAAAAAGCAAGUUUGCUACAAACCAUCUCACGGACUUAAGAGAAGUUUUUAGCAUCCUAAAAAACCACCAGCUUCGCCUUAAUGCCUCGAAAUGCGCCUUUGGGGUAGGAACAGGGAAGUUCUUGGGAUACAUGGUCACUCACAGAGGAAUUGAAGCGAAUCCAGAUCAAAUUAGGGCAAUACAGGAUCUCGAAGUGCCAACAAAGUCUGAGGAACUACAGAAACUAGCCAGAAUGGCGGCCGCACUGAAUCGGUUUAUUAGCAAAUCCUCAGAUCGGAUGAAGCCCUUCUUCCAGCUUUUGAGGAAAACGGCAGCAUUUGAAUGGAGUAGCAAAUGUACCGAAGCACUACAGAUCCUCAAAAGAUGCCUCAGUACACCUCCUUUAUUGUCUACUCCAGAACCGGGAGAGGAGCUGUACCUCUGUCUAGCAGUCUCAGAUCAUGCCGUGAGCGCAGUAUUAAUUCGAGAAGUUGACAAGGAACAGAGAUCAGUAUAUUAUGUUAGCAAGACUUUACUAGAUGCCAAGACACGGACAGCAAUCAAGGCCCAGGUCUUGGCGGAUUUUGUCGCAGAAUUUACUCCCACCCAGAGUACCAAACCGGGGAAUAUGAGUUCGGCACAGGUGCCAUGCGCCACCGAACAAGGAAAACCCAGCUUUUCGGAAGCAUGGAAACUCUUUAUUGGAAACAUCUGGCAACUCUACGUCGAUGGUUCGUCCAAUAACCGAGGCUCGGGGGCAGGAGUAGUUCUUAUUUCUCCAGAAAGAUUUAUCUGGGAACAAGCUCUCAGGCUAGACUGGAAGGCUUCAAACAAUGAGGCCGAGUAUGAAGCGUUAUUGGCUGGCUUGCGUAGCGCCGAACACUUCAGUGCAGAACAACUUCUUGUUUUCAACGACUCACAACUAGUGGUAAACCAGUUUUCUGGGGUCUAUGAAACUCAAGAUGAAAGAAUGGCUAUGUACGCAGGCAAGGAAAGAGACCUCCUCAGAAAAUUUCAAUCCAUACGAGUGGAACGAAUCAGUCAGGACAAAAAUAGCCACGCAGAUGCUCUGGCAUGCCUCGGCUCAUCAGUGGAUACAAAGGAUGCCAGGAGAGUUUGGGUUGAGUUUGUACCAGAACCAAGUAUUGCAUCUCCAGUCCUCUGCAACAACUUAGAGCCGAGCUAG